Molecule: messenger RNA, 789 nt
Organism: Oppia nitens
Lineage: Eukaryota; Metazoa; Arthropoda; Arachnida; Sarcoptiformes; Oppiidae
Exons: 4
Coding region: 46-789 (247 amino acids)
Source: RefSeq, a predicted model, not a curated record
UGAUUGAAUUAAUCAAUUGAUUAUAUAAAUUGAUUUCAUAUAUGAAUGUAUGAUUCAAUUGAAUUAAUUGUUGUCUUCAGAGGUUUCCUGAUAUGCAGACAAUGGUUUUGUUUGGAUCACUUGAAUGACAGACAAAAUGUUUUAUCAUUUGAUAAGCAGAUCAAAGUAAAAUUGAUCUCAGAUUUGGUUCAAACCAUAAUCUUUAGCCGAAAACUUGUGUUUUGCAGUAAUUAUCGGACACUAGUCUUCAAACAUAUCCGACAACAAGUGCUCAAUAUUUGUCCGAAGUUUGCUUCAUCGGUAACCGGCAUUUGCGCUGUCAAUGAAAUCACCAAAACUAAUGUUUUGCUAAAAAUAAAGUUGAGAUCUAUUGAUCACCAGUUGGUUAUUGACAAGAGUUGGAACCGUCGCUUAACAGCGUUGGUAUCGCUUCGGUAUGAAGUGGACGACAACUUUUCAUGGCUGUCCACUUUAGGUGGUGCCUACUCUUCACUCGGUGAAUACGAUGUCAAUUGUGCUAUAAAAGCGGGACAGAUAUCAGUAUCGCAGUUACGUUUGGCCGGUCUUACGGGUGAUCCAAAUCUGGUGGCAAAAUGUGGUAUAUUUAUGGUUUAUAGUCUGUGUCAACAACACAGAAGAUGGGAAGCAAUAAAACUAAUCCGAAGAACUCUAUACCCAUUCAUUACUCGCAUACAGUUUUGCGACCAAACACUUAAAGCUAUGUAUUCAGCACUUUGUUAUCACACUGUUAUUGGACUCAACAAUAAUGGGAACAUGUAUUUCAUAUAA